Molecule: messenger RNA, 564 nt
Organism: Mycosarcoma maydis (corn smut)
Lineage: Eukaryota; Fungi; Basidiomycota; Ustilaginomycetes; Ustilaginales
Product: 60S ribosomal protein uL22
Exons: 3
Coding region: 1-564 (187 amino acids)
Biological process (GO): cytoplasmic translation
Cellular component (GO): ribosome; cytosolic large ribosomal subunit
Molecular function (GO): structural constituent of ribosome
Source: RefSeq, a predicted model, not a curated record
AUGGUCCGAUACGCUUUCGACGACUCUAAGCUCGCGGAGAAGACCGCCAAGUCGCGCGGCCAGUACCUCCGUGUUCACUUCAAGAACACUCGCGAGACUGCCGCCGCCGUCAACGGCAUGAAGCUCCAGAAGGCUUACGCUUACCUCGGCAACGUUGUUGAGAAGAAGCAGUGCAUCCCCUUCCGCCGCUUCAACGGAGGUGUCGGCCGCACCCAGCAGGCCAAGGAGUUCAAGACCACUCAGGGUCGAUGGCCCGUCAAGUCGGUCAAGUUCCUGCUUGCCCUUCUCAAGAACGCCGAGGCUAACGCUGAGGCCAAGGGCCUCGAGACCGAGGAACUCGUUAUCCGCAACAUUGUGAUCCAGCAGGCUCCCAAGACCCGUCGUCGCACGUACCGUGCUCACGGUCGUAUCAACCCUUACGAGGGUCACCCCAUCCACGCCGAGAUCUUGCUUAGCGAGCCUGCCGCCCAGGUUCCCAAGGCCGCCUCGACUGAUGUUGUCCGCCUGAACAAGCGCCAGAUUGCCCAGAAGCGCGUUGCUGCCGCUCGUGCCAUCAAGGCCUAA